Messenger RNA from Ogataea haglerorum, 747 nucleotides. RefSeq lists its product as uncharacterized. Gene Ontology annotation, molecular function: phosphatidylinositol binding. The transcript has 2 exons. The record is from RefSeq and is a predicted model, not a curated record. Lineage: Eukaryota; Fungi; Ascomycota; Pichiomycetes; Pichiales; Pichiaceae. The coding region runs from base 1 to 747 and encodes 248 amino acids.
AUGGUGGAGGUCAGAAUACCCAGCACCACGGUGCUUAACGACUACCAUCUCUACAACAUUGAAAUACAAUUUGGGCCUGGUGUCCAUGUGCACAAGCUGAGCAAGCGUUUCAGCGAUUUUGUCGAGUUCAAGAAGGAAUUGGAGGACUCGUUGCAUGCGACUAUUCCUUAUAGCUUGCCUUCUAAAUUCACCGCAUUGUACCAGAGCCGCGCAACUACUAUAGAGCAGCGGCGAGUUGGGUUGGCAGAGUUUUUAAACGGGUUGCUCAACGAUGAGCAGCUUAGGAGGCAUAAGCUCGUAGGCGAGUUCCUUUAUCUGCCGGAAAACACAUUCAAUCAGGAAAAGGAAGAAGUGAGUUUAUCGCAAAUCGAGUGGCUGGAGGUAUCAAAGGAGGUGAAAGCUCUGCUCCACAGUGUGCGGACGAAGAUUUUCGCAAAACAGGCCAACGUUUUUGAGUGUAAGCGCAUUCUGGACGCCUGUGAGGCUAAAAUCGACCAGCUGAAUAAAAAUGUGCACAAUGAUGAGCUCGGAGCAGGAGAGGUGAGGCGGCGCAAAGCAAUUGUAGACCAACAGCGUCAUGAGUGCAACGAAUUGCGUGCACUGUCGAGGGGCGUGACCGCUGCUGUCGAGAAACCUACCUUUAAAAGAAGUCUCGGGAAAGCCAAGGAAACAGAGGCCACAAAGCCAUUGGACAAUGAACAACUGUACCGGCAACAGCAGCUACUGAUGAUUCGCAGCAAAAGAUGA